GCGAUUCCUGAAAUUCGGGACUUGGUCGCAUGGGCUCUCUAGCUCCCUGUAGGAAAAUGGGCACACGCUUUGUACCAAGAACCGUGUCAUCAUAUGGAAUGUAUUGUUGAGCUAAAAGUCACAUAAGAGGCUGAGGGCGGGCGGUACUUCUAGAUGGCGUUCUGUGCAGAGCCGUUCUAGGUUUACAGCAAGGAGUACUGCUGUUACACAAACAAUGGGAGACAGGGUGAAUGACGUGUUGCGGGCCAUGCAGCUGGCCCGAGCCAGGUCCCGCCAAGCCGCUGCGUCGGCUGCCAGCAACGCCACGCAACAGCAGUCGCGUGCUGCUGCAACGGGCCCGGCGGCGGCCGCGGAGGGGCACGGCAAGCGCCCGGCCGGUGCCGGCGCGGGCGUGGCAGCUGCGCGGCCAGUCGCCGCCCCAGCUCCGUCUGCAGCCGCAGGCACGGGACCCAAGCCUGUAACCGUAACAGCAGACGUCGUACAGUCAACCGCCGCCAGCUCCCAGCCGGAAGCGGCGUCGUCUGCAGUGGCGGGCGCAAAAGCAGCGGCAGCGGGGACGGCGGCGGCGGCGGCAGGGUCGGACGGGGGUAAGGGCGGGGGUGGCGGCGCGGUGGCAGCGACGGCGACGGAGGUUACACCGCAAGCCUCAACGCCGGCUCAGGGCUCGGCGCCGCUGCUGCCGGAGCCUGCGCCGCCCACCGGGGCGCCGGCUACCGGGCCCGCAGCGGCAGCCGCAACAGCUGCGAACGACGAUGGCGGCGGGGCACGGGGCGAUGUGGUGAAUGCGGCGGCGCCAGCGGCGGAUGUGAUGCCGCCGCCGCAUCAGCCCCAGCAGGAGCCGCAGCAGGAGCCCAAGCCGGACGCGAAGCAGGAGCCGAAGCAGGAGCCGAAGCAGCAGCCGGCGAGGAAAGCGAAGGGCUCCGCCGCGUCACCCGCGGGCAAGGGUGCGGGCAAGGGCGCGGGCAAGGGCGCAAGGGUGGGGGCGGCAGCCAAGGCUAAGUCAGAGCCCGAGGCCGAUGCGGGUGCGCCAGCGGCAGUAGCGCCUGCACCCGCGCCCGCGCCCGCGCCCGCACCUGCACCUGCGCCUGCACCCGCACCUGAGCCUGCACCCGCGCCGGCAGCCGUGCCGUGUGCUGCGGUGCUGAAGCCGACUGCCCUCGCGGCCGCGCCCGACGGGCCGGUGGCGGCACCCGGCAGCCUGGAGCAGCAGGAGGGCGGUGCGGCGGCGGCAGAGGCGGCGGCGGCGGCGGUGGCUACGGCGACGGGUACGGCGACGGCGCCUGUUGCGGCGGCAAGUGGCGGCGGCGGCUCAGACACUGUUGCAGUUGGCGGCGGCGGUGGCGGCGGUGACGGGGUGGUGGAUGUGGCCGCGGGCUUGCCCGAGCCGCCUCCGACGGCGGCGGUGGCACAGGCGGCGGCGGCGGCGGCGACACAGGCGGCGGCAGGUGCGGCGGUGGAUGCAGGCGGCGGCAUCGCUGCGCAGCCGCAGGAGCAGCCGCAGGAGGCGCCGCCGCCGCCGCAGCAGCUGCGGCAACCGCAGCAGCCGCAGCAGCCGCAGCAGCCGCAGCAGCCGCAGCAGCUGCAGCAGCUACAACAGCCGCAGCAGCCGCAGCAGCCGCAGGGGGCGCAGGGGGCAGGGCGGAAGCGGCCUGUGCCUGUGCGGGGGGAGCAGCAGGCGGGGCUGGGCGAGAUGGAGGUGGAGGUGGAGGUGGAGGUGGAGGUGGCGGCAGCUGAGGCCGCGGGUGAGGCCGCGGGCCCACCCGCCAAGCGCCAGGCCGUGGCCGCAGCCGCCACACACGCGCCGCCGCGUCACCCGCAGCAGCAACAACAUCAGCAGCCGCCGCCACCGGCGCCGCCCCAUCCGGAGCAGCAGCAGCAGCAGCAGCAGCAGCCGCAGGCGACAGCGUCAGCCGCCGCGCCAGAUCCCGCACCUGCGCCUGCGCCUACGGUUUCCCCGGCCACAGCCGCCUCUCCCGCCUCCCCUGCAGCAGCAGCCCCCACCGCCAUCGCCGCCACCUCUCAGGCAGCGGCCGCCACCACCUCCCCACCCGCUGCCGCCGCCACUGCCGCCACCUCCCCGGCCGCCUCCCCAGCCGCCGCCACUGCCUCCCCGGCCGCCACUGCUCCAGCCGCCACUGCUCCAGCCGCCACUGCUCCAGCCGCCACUGCUCCAGCCGCCACUGCUCCAGCCGCCACUGCUCCAGCCGCCACUGCUCCAGCCGCCGCCACUGCCUCCCCGGCCGCCACUGCUCCAGCCGCCACUGCUCCAGCCGCCGCUGCUCCAGCCGCCACUGCUCCAGCCGCCACUGCUCCAGCCGCCACUGCUCCAGCCGCCACUGCUCCAGCCGCCGCUGCUCCAGCCGCUGCCGCCGCCGGCUCGCUGGCAGCCCAGGAGGCGGCGCUGCGGCGGCACCUGGGCGUGGUGGCGGGGCGGCUGAGGGAGGGGACCAUGCCCGUCAGCAGGCAGAGCAAUGAGCUGCGCCCGCUGACGGAUGCUGAGCGGUCCAAGUUCCAGGAAGCCGCCGCGAAGCUGGAGCGCCAGAUCCACGCCCUGCAGCAGCAGCAGCAGGCACAACAGCAGGCACAGCAACCUAAGCAGGCGCAGCAGACGCAGCAGGCGCAGCAGGCGGCGGUGGCGCAGCCUCAGGCAGGGCCGCGCACUGUCAGCCCGGCGGCCGCGGCGGGCGGUGGGGCGGCGGGCGCAGCUACAGCGCCCGCCGGUGCUGCUGCUACUGCCGCUGCUGCUACUGCUGCCGCUGCAGGCGCCACCGGCCUGGCUGCAGUGAUUGCUGCCCGCGGGGCGGUGGUAUGGCAGGGUCCGGGUAGGCCCGCCAUGACUACGGCCCCAGCCGCCAAUGGCGGUGGCGGCGCCGCCGCACGGGCAGUCUCCGGGGCGGCGGCGGCGGCAGCGACGGCGGCGGCGGCCCCGAGCGGCGCCGGAGGUGGCGGCUCUGCGGCGCCGGCAUUGCCCGUGGCGAUACCGGCCAGCGGCCUGCUGCGCGCGGCGGCACAGGCAGCGGUGAUACAUGCAGCGGCGCAGGCGGCGGCGCGGCAGGCGGCGGCGGCGGCGGCGGCAGGGGCGGGCGGUGCAGUGGGCGUGGGCGCGCCCGGUCGUGGCGCGGGCGCCGUGGCCGACGCGGCGGGUGGCGGCAAAGGCCCGGAGCACCUGGCGGCGCUGCGGGCGGUGAUCGAGAGCCUGUCCGCCACAGGCAUGGAGGAGCUGGAGCCGCCGCCGAAGACGCUGCAGGUGACUGUGCUGCGCCACCAGCGCAUGGCCCUGGCCUGGAUGCUGCGGCGGGAGACGGGGCCGGAGCCGCGGGGCGGCAUACUGGCAGACGACCAGGGCCUGGGCAAGACCGUCACCACCAUCUCCCUCAUCGUCACGCACACCAACCCCGAGGACAGCGCACCGGGCGCAGCCGAAGCGGCAGCAGCAGCAGCAGCAGCAGCCGCGGCCGAGGGAGGCGGUGCCGAAGGCGCUGCCGCCAAUGGCGCCGGCGCAACGGCAGCAGCUGCAGCUGCAGCGGCAGGGGCCCCAGGGGUUGCGGCGACCAGCGGCGGUGGGGCCGGGCACGGGCACUUGGGCGGGCCGGGCAGCUCCCAAUCUCCGCCGCGGCAGCAGCAGCAGCGGCGCCGCGGGGGGCGCGGCAGCAGCGGCAGCGCUGACGGGGAUCAAGGGGAGGACCAGGAUCGAGAUCAGGAUCAGGAUCGGGAUGAGGGUGAGGAUCAGGAGGAUCAGCAGGAGGAGGAGGAUGAGAUGGUGGCGGAGGAUGAGAGCGAGGAGCGGGUGGACGAGCAGGGGGUGCGGCUGGGGGCGCUGAGGGCUGAGCGCGAGGCGGCGGCGGCUGAAGCGGCGGCGGAGGCGGGCGGCGCGGCGGCGGAUAUGCUGGCGGAGGAGGCUGCGGCGGCAGGGGCGGCGGAGGAGGUGGCGGCGGAGGUGGCGGCGGAGGCGGUGGAGGCGGCGGAGGCGGCGGCUGCAGAAGAGGUGCCGCUCGCUGUGAAGGCAGCUGCGGCGAAGGCGAAGGCGAAGGCAAAGGGCGGCUGGCAGCGGCUGCAGCCGGGGGCGUCGCCAAGGCUGGAGCCGGGGGCGGUGGCGGGCGCUGCUGGCGCUGCUGCUGCUGCUGCGGCUAUGGGUGUGAAGGCUGAGGGCGGUGCGGAGGCGGCGCCGGGGGAUGUGGGGCUGGUCGGGGCUGCGGUGAAGGUGGAAGGGGCGGCGGAGGCAGAAGGGGCAGAGGAGGCGGAGGCAGCGGGCGUCAAGGCCGAGCCUGAGGCCAGUCCUGAUGCUGACGUCCACAUGGCGGAUGUCAUCAAGCCCGAGGUCAUCAAGCCUGAGGUCCGGAUCAAGGAUGACAUCGGCAACAUCAAAGACGAGGUCGGGGUCAAGGCCGAGGUCAAAGAUGAGAUCAAGCCUGACCCCAUGGAUGUCGAUGACGCCGCGCCCUCGCCCUCGCCCCAGCUACAGCCGCCCCAGCUACAGCAGCAGCAGCAGCAGCAGCGGUGGGCGCAGGUGCUGCAGCCCGGGCCUGUGGGGCCGGUGGGGCCCGUGCCUGACUUUGUGGACCUGGCGGGAGGCGGCGAUGGCGAGUACGACGAAGAGGAGGAGGAGGAGGAGGAUCCCACCACCGGCAUCUACACACAGGAGCAAUCCCCCGACAUCCUAUCCAUCACGGACGGCCCCUCGCCGGCAUCAGCCGCCGCCAGAGGCGGCGGCGGCGCCGCCGCAGGCGCGCACGGCAGCGGCGCUGCGGCGGCGGCGGCGCCGCCGCAGCCUCGGCCGGCGGGCGCGGGCGCCGCCGCCUCCGCCGCCUUCGGCGGCCGGGCCAAGGGCGUCAAGGGUGCCGAGGUGGUGUAUGCGCCGGAGCCGCCCGGGCUGCUGCUGGGGGGCACACUGGUUGUGUGUCCCACCAGUGUGCUGCACCAGUGGGCGCGGGAGAUCAAGGCCAAGGUGUCCCCCGCCGCGGGGCUGGUGGUGCACGUGUACCACGGCAAGGAGCGGGCGGGCAGCGCGAGGGCGCUGGCGGGCAUGGGCGUGGUGCUCACCACCUACGGUACACUGGCGCAGGAGGCGCCGGCCAGGGACAGGGCGGCGGCGGUGAGGCUGGGCGCGAGGCAGGGAGGCGGCGAGGACAGCGGAGGCGACGAGUAUGGUGGCGGCGGCGGCCGCGGCCGUGGUGGCGGCGGUGGCGGUGGCGGCGGCAGGGGCCGCGGCAAGGGCGGUGCGGGUGGCGGCAGCGGCGCGGGCGGCAUUAUCUACCAGGUCAAAUGGAGGCGUGUGGUGCUGGACGAGGCUCAGUCCAUCAAGAACCCGCGCACCCUGGCCGCGCACGCCGCCUGGGCGCUGCACGCGCACUGCCGCUGGUGCCUCAGCGGCACGCCCAUACAGAACUCCGUGGACGACCUGUACAGCUACUUCAGGUUCCUGCGCUACGCGCCCUACUGCGACCCGCGGCAGUGGCGCGAGCUGAUCAAGGGGCGCAUCACGUCCGACCCCUCCCGGGGGUACAAGUUCCUGCAGGCAGUGCUGCAGGCUGUGCUGCUCCGCCGCACCAAGCAGUCCACCCUCAACGGCGAGCCCAUCAUCCGCCUGCCGGGGCGGCAGCAGGCGCUGGUGCAGGAGCGCUUCAGCGCGGCGGAGGCGGCCUUCUACAGUCAGGUACAGCAGGAUUCCCUCAAGGCGCUACACGAGGCCCAGAGCCAAGCCGACACCACCACUGCCGCCGGAGGCGCAGCCGCCAAUGGCAGCGGCGGCGGCGGCGGUUCGCGGCAGUACGUCAACAUGCUGCACUCGCUGUUGAAGCUGCGGCAGGCCUGCAACCACCCCUGGCUGGUGCGGGGCGGCCGGCAGUGGCACAAGAGUGGCGCCCCCAGUGCUGCGGAGGUGGAGGCGGCGCGCAAGCUGUCGCCGGAGGCGCGGGCCGCGCUGGCGGCGGCGCUGGCGGCGGGCGGCGGCGGCGGCGGCGCGGGUGGUGGCGGCGACGUGCCGUGUGCCUGCUGUGGCGACAUUGCGGAGGCGCCUGUGGCGGCGGUGCCGUGCGGCCACGUGUUCUGUGCGCAGUGCCUGGCGGGGCAGCGGGAGGGAGCCGGUGUGGAGGGCGAGCUGCUGUGCCCCGCCUGCAGCCGCCUGCUGCGCCCCGCCGACCUGCACAGCGCCGCCGCACUGGCCGCAGCCGACCCGGCGGCAUUCGGGGGGCUGCUGGGCGGGCCGGCGCCGGGCGAGGGCGGCGACGGCAGCCCCGGUGCUGCCGCCACCUCUGCCUCCGCUGCCGCCACCGCCGCCACCUCUGCCACCUCUGCCGCCUCCGCCUCCGCCGCCUCUACCUCUGCCUCUGCUGCUGCCGGCGGCCCCGCCUGGACCAGCAGCGCCAAGGUGGAGCGGCUGAUGGCGCUGCUGGGGGAGGUGCGCGCGCGCAACAGCGCCUCGGCGGCAGGGGCCGGCAGGGCCGCGCCCUCCGCGCUCAACCCGCUGGCUGUCAAGUCCAAGUCCGACAGGCGGCUGGCGGGGGCUCUGAGGAAGCUCACGCCGCUCAGCGCCGGAGCACCCGGCAGCGGCGGAGCGGGACAGCCAGAGAAGGUGAUUGUGUUCAGCCAGUGGACGACCAUGUUGGACCUGCUGGAGAUCCCGCUCAAGAAGGCGCGCAUGGCUUUCCGCAGGCUGGACGGCACCAUGUCUGUGGCUCACCGGGAGCGGGCCAUCCAGGACUUUGAGUCCAAGAACGAGGUCAUGGUGCUUCUGACCUCGCUCAAGGCCGCCGCGCUGGGUGUGAACCUGGUGGUGGCCAACCACGUGGUGCUGAUGGACCUGUGGUGGAACCCGACCACCGAGGAGCAGGCCAUAGACCGGGCGCACCGCAUUGGCCAGACGCGCACGGUGUACGUGACGCGCAUCGUCAUCAAGGGGAGUGUGGAGGACCGCAUCCUGGAGCUGCAGCAGCGCAAGCGCGAGGUGGUGGCCGCCGCCCUGAGUGAGGGGCGCGACGGCUCCGCCGCCGCCGGCCGCCUCACCCUGGAGGACCUCAAGUUCCUGUUCCAGGGACUGGGCUAGCAGGGGAGCGGCAGUAGCAGGGGUGUAGCAGGGGUGUGGCAGUAGCAGGGGCAGGGGUGGCGGCAGUAGCAGCAGGAGGGCGAGGGGCUGUGUACAUAGGCAAGGAGGAGCGGGUGGGGUGCAGGCAGAAGUCAGCAGUAGGAGAAGACAGGAGCAGUGUAGACGGCAGUAGAGGCAGUAGAGACGGAAGUAGCAGAAGGCAGCAGCAGACGGCAUUAGCAGAAGGCAGUAGCAGCGUUUGGGGGGCUCGAAGGAGAGGGUGGCCCAGUGUUGAUGGGCGGGGGCAGCUGUGCGGGUGCAGGAUCACUGCGUGGCAGUUGGCGAUGGCGGUGGUGAUCAGUGUGCAGGGGCCGGCUCGCUGGGAGGGGGGGUAUCUCGUGGGGGUAAUCUCUAAAUAUACACCGGCACGGUUGUGGGGGCCCGCGAAGGCACGUCGAAGGACUCGGCAGGUUGUGGUUGUUGUUGCUGCGGUGUGCACGUGCUGCGAUGUGGAACAGGGGCAUGGGCAGGAUAUUACGUGUGCUGUGGCAGGAUGUGUGGCUGUCACCUCGGAUGGAGCAGUGCGGCUGUCACCUCGGAUGGAGCAGUGCCGGAGCGAGUGGGCGUGGUGUGAUGCGUUGGUGGGCCAGGCCAGGGGCCCUCCCUCCCUUGAGCCAGACCGCCAGAGCCUGUAGCAUUGCCGUGCCUGUAGCCCUGUGCCUGUAGCGCUGUGGGGCCUCCUACUACACAGCUGUGAACCCAACAUUCACUGGCCCCGGUGAUGCGCUUGCCGUCAAGUGGGCACGAGACUCGAAUUGUAUGGGCACGAUGCAGGCAAAUGCCCUGGCUCGCACGGCAUGUAACGACUGCUUUGC
Messenger RNA from Chlamydomonas reinhardtii, 7896 nucleotides. RefSeq lists its product as uncharacterized. Gene Ontology annotation, molecular function: metal ion binding; ATP-dependent chromatin remodeler activity; ATP binding. NCBI's taxonomy places the organism in Eukaryota, Viridiplantae, Chlorophyta, Chlorophyceae, Chlamydomonadales, Chlamydomonadaceae. The transcript is spliced from 25 exons. The coding region runs from base 248 to 7042 and encodes 2264 amino acids. The record is from RefSeq and is a predicted model, not a curated record.